This is a messenger RNA of Iphiclides podalirius (scarce swallowtail), 663 nucleotides long. The record is from the annotation of a GenBank genome assembly. Lineage: Eukaryota; Metazoa; Arthropoda; Insecta; Lepidoptera; Papilionidae.
AUGCUCUCCCCGCGAGUUCUAUCGGCUCUCGCCUUGCUGGCCGCCGUGGCCGCCCUCCCGGUCUCCGACAAGCCCGCCCACCCCCAGCCCAUCACAACCGUCAACGACGACGAAGUGGACGACUUCUCUUCGUGGUUCCGCGGCCCCUGGGACAGCCUCUUCAGCUCCGUGUGGAAGCUGAUACCGAGCUUCGCGGACAUCGGGCCGCGCAUCGUGGCGAAGGACGACCUGUUCCAGGUGAUCGUGAACGUGAAGAAGUACAAGGCGUCCGACCUCACGGUGAAGGUGAAGGGUGACUUCGUCUUCGUGCAGGGCUCGCACGAGGCGAAGCACGAGGAGAGCGACGUGUUCGCCAGCCAGUUCUUCCACACGUACUCGCUGCCGGCGAACUUCAGCGCGGCCGAGGUCACGGCGAAGCUCUACAGUGACGGCUACCUGGUGGUGAGCGCGCCGCUGAAGGGGGCUGACGAGAAACCAGCAGACAGGGAGGUGCCCAUCACCGAGACCGGAACAGCGUACGGCGACAGCGCGGACGCCGAUAAGCCCGAGCUCACCACAGUCCUGCCGACUGAAGACGACAAGAAGGAACCGACAACCCCGUCCGAGCGAGAGGAUGUAACCGAAAAGGACAACGUCAUCCCCCACGGCGCCGAAGCCCAGCCC